Juglans microcarpa x Juglans regia is the source of this 1398-nucleotide messenger RNA. Its product is annotated as uroporphyrinogen decarboxylase. Gene Ontology annotation, biological process: porphyrin-containing compound biosynthetic process. The record is from RefSeq and is a predicted model, not a curated record. The transcript has 6 exons. The coding region runs from base 152 to 1327 and encodes 391 amino acids. Gene Ontology annotation, molecular function: uroporphyrinogen decarboxylase activity. Lineage: Eukaryota; Viridiplantae; Streptophyta; Magnoliopsida; Fagales; Juglandaceae.
UCCGACUCUAGAUGCUCUUAUCUAUUCCCGUCAUCUUCCACACCUCUGACUUCUUUACUAAUCUAAUCUAAACUUCUUUUCACUCGGAGAUAUGCCAACAUCUUCCCCAAAGUAGCUUCAGCUUUCUGGAUGCUUCGCCUAUUUCCGAACAAUGUCUUGCUGUAGCUCCGUGCCUUCUUUCUCUGUCCCCUGUGCUUCCGCUAGAAGCUCAAGAUUCGCUUUCUCUUCGAGUUCAAGGCCACGAAUCCACUGUGCCCUUGGAGGGACUGUGGCUGAACCAAAAGUUACCGCAGCUGCUGAGCCGCUGUUGCUUAAUGCAGUUCGUGGGGAAGAUGUUGAGAGACCCCCGGUUUGGCUCAUGAGGCAAGCAGGGAGGUACAUGAAGAGUUACCAAAUUAUCUGUGAGAAGUAUCCUUCAUUUCGCGAAAGAUCAGAAAAUGUUGAUCUUGUUGUGGAAAUUUCACUACAACCGUGGAAAGUUUUUAAGCCUGAUGGGGUAAUCUUAUUCUCAGACAUUCUUACCCCCCUAUCUGGGAUGAAUAUACCUUUUGACAUUGUGAAAGGUAAGGGUCCUAUCAUAUUCAAUCCCCUAUGCACAGCUGCUGAUGUUGAUCUAGUGACAGAAUUUGUUCCUGGAGAUUCGGUCCCAUAUGUUGGAGAAGCCUUGACAAUCCUGCGCAAAGAGGUAGAUAAUAAAGCAGCGGUCCUAGGCUUUGUUGGGGCUCCUUUUACCCUGGCUUCAUAUGUGGUUGAAGGUGGUUCCUCAAAGCACUUCACUAAAAUAAAGGGAUUAGCUUUCUCAGAGCCCAAGGUCCUUCAUGCCUUACUUCAGAAAUUUGCAACGUCAAUGGCAAAAUACAUUCAAUACCAAGCUGAAAGUGGAGCUCAAGCUGUUCAGAUCUUUGACUCCUGGGCCACAGAGCUUAGCCCAGUAGAUUUUGAAGAAUUCAGUCUGCCGUACUUGAAGCAGAUUGUGGAUGCUGUGAAACGAACCCAUCCAAAUCUUCCUCUAAUCCUUUAUGCAAGUGGAUCCGGAGGGUUGCUUGAGAGGCUAGCUUUGACGGGUGUUGAUGUAGUUAGCUUGGAUUGGACUGUUGAUAUGGCUGAAGGUAGGAGGCGCCUGGGACAAGAUAUAGCAGUUCAAGGUAAUGUGGAUCCAGGUGUACUUUUUGGUUCAAAGGAGUUCAUCACCAACCGUAUCAAUGAUACCGUGAGGAAAGCAGGGAGAGGGAAACAUAUUUUGAAUCUUGGCCAUGGUAUUGUUGUAGGUACACCCGAAGAGAAUGUUGCUCAUUUCUUUGAGGUUGCUAAAGGACUCAGAUACUAAAAAAAGCUAAUCUGAGGUUAUUUUAGUUAAUUAAUUAUUAAUUUUUUCUGCAAAUUGGAGAUUUUGUAACA